Molecule: messenger RNA, 1429 nt
Organism: Glossina fuscipes
Lineage: Eukaryota; Metazoa; Arthropoda; Insecta; Diptera; Glossinidae
Product: mitochondrial ornithine transporter 1
Exons: 8
Coding region: 459-1412 (317 amino acids)
Biological process (GO): mitochondrial L-ornithine transmembrane transport
Molecular function (GO): L-ornithine transmembrane transporter activity
Source: RefSeq, a predicted model, not a curated record
AGCAAAGCCAAUUAUUAUUUAUAGUCACUUGAUCGUUAAAUAUUUUAGUAUGGUCGGGAAACGCGUGAUAUAAUAUGUUCAACAGAGACUACGUCACGGGCAAAAUCGCGGAUAAUCGCCAUUAAUUUUAACGUCUCUUCAGCGUUAAUGUGCAAUAUAUAUAAUAGAAACUUCGAAUUUCAUAUCAAUAAAAUCUGGACCCGUUGGAAUAUUAACAAAUCUAUAGCGCAUGUUUAUUCUAAUUGAAGGAAAGGCAUAGUAUACUUGCAUUAUUCGGUGUAAUGAGCACAAAAAUAUGGAAAUAUGGAAUUGGGAAAGAGGAAGAGCUCCAUAUUAAAGUUUUAGAGCUGAAGAAGCGCGAACGUGUUAGGUGAAUAGAAUUUUAUCAAUUAAUUAAAUGACAUCGAAAACUCUACGACGAAAACUAUUUAAAGGAAAAUACGAAUUGAACGAACAACAUGCUGGAUCACAAUAAAGGCAGUGAAAAUGUAACGUUUUUACCAAGAGAUAAACUAACACAAGGAAUCAUUGAUUUUACAGCGGGAUCAUUGGGCGGUGCUGCACAGGUUUAUGUCUCGCAACCUUUGGAUACUGUGAAGGUUAAGCAGCAAACUUUUCCUCAGCUUUAUAAAAACAUGUUUGAUUGCUUCAUCAAAACGUAUCGCACAGAUGGUAUAUACCGCGGUCUCUAUGCGGGAUCCAUACCAGCUGUUAUAGCUAAUGUCGCUGAAAACUCAGUACUAUUUGCUGCCUAUGGUGGUUGUCAAAAAGCCGUAGCCUAUGUUAUGAAAGUAGAAGAUACAAAGAAUCUAUCCAUUUUGGGUAAUGCGUUCGCUGGCUUCUUGGCGGCGUUUUUUUCUACGUUUACGCUCUGCCCAACAGAGUUAGUAAAAUGUAAGCUGCAAGCGUUAAGAGAGAUGAAACAACAAGCUGGUAAAAUUAAUGGUACUGGCAUUGGUGAAGCGAAUAUGACACCAUGGAAACUAACAAAACAAAUUAUGGAAACUGAAGGUAUACCGGGCUUCUUUAGGGGUCUUACUUCUACGUUCAUGCGUGAAAUGCCUGGUUAUUUUUUUUUCUUUGGCGGUUACGAGGGAACAAGGGAACUAAUGCGCAAACCAGGUCAAAGUAAGGAUGAUAUUGGGGCGUUAAAGACUAUGUUUGCCGGAGCUGUUGGUGGUGUCACACUUUGGACGAGUAUUUUUCCAGCUGAUGUUAUCAAAUCUCGCAUACAAAUCAAUAAUUUGAAACGUUCAAUGACUUCGGUGGGCUUAGAAAUUUUUCGAACCGAAGGUAUAUUAGCCUUAUAUAACGGUUUAUUACCGUCCGUAUUAAGAACGAUACCUGCGACAGCUACAUUAUUUUUGGUUUAUGAAUAUACUAAAAAAGCCAUAAACGGUCUAUUAUUAUAAUCAAUUUAAAUGCACAU